CACGGACAACAUUCCGGAAAAGAUUUCCGGGUUAAGGGAGUUAUCCCCGAAGUAAUUGAGGUCUCUUUUGGGGUGGAAAGGCUAAUGUUAGCCGUAUUGGAAGAUGCCUACCAGGAAGAGGUGGUAGCCAGUUCUCAAUUAACUCGGGAAGUUUUAAGGCUUCACCCCCUCUUAUCCCCUUAUUUUGUGGCCGUUAUUCCCUUAGAAAAGUCCCUACGAGAAAAAUCCUACCAGUUAUAUUGUGAAUUAUUGAAAAAUGCAACUUUUUCGGUGGCUUACGAGGAAACCGGCAAUAUUGGCAAUCGCUACCGCCGCCAAGAUGCGAUUGGCACCUAUUAUUGUCUCACGCUUGACAAACAAACCCUCCAAGAUGAUACGGUUACCCUUCGCCACCGCAAUAGUAUGAAACAAGAAUUAGAAAGGAUAAAAUGGAGUUUUAGUGAGGAAUAUUACGAAAAAGAACUUGGGAAAAAGUUGACUUCCCCCACGGCGAAAGAGGUUAGUAAAUUAAUCGGUGGCAAUCGGGCUCGCAUAAAAGCCGCCAGAAGAGUUUUGGAGGAUAAAUCGAGAGGGAGAAAAUUGUCCGCGGAGGAAAAAGCGGAUGUGCAAGCUGAGUUAGACAAAGUUAAUUAUGAAUUAGAUGAAAAGUUGCAAGGGAUUGUAAUAGAAGAAUUAGAAAAAAAUAACCCGGACAGUUUCGCCGCUCUCUACUCUGAACUUUAUGAGCAAGGAAAAAUAGCGACCAGAUUAAAGUCCAAAACCGCGGUUAAUCGGUCUCAUGAACAACUAAUGAAACAGAUGCAAGUUCAAGAGGAGUGA
Messenger RNA from Ambispora leptoticha, 819 nucleotides. The record is from the annotation of a GenBank genome assembly. NCBI's taxonomy places the organism in Eukaryota, Fungi, Glomeromycota, Glomeromycetes, Archaeosporales, Ambisporaceae.